UCUCAUAGCAAUAAAUCCUCACAUUCAUCAAGUAACCAAACAAAACAUCAUCAGAUAACAAACACAACAAUGUCCAAAUUGCUCCCUACCCUCCAAUUCCAUCACCUAAUCAUUCUAUCAUCAGCACUAGCCUAUCUUAUUAUCCCUUCACAUUGUUCCAACAACACAUGUCGAUCAUAUUGCGGAAACAUAACUAUAGAUUACCCAUUCGCCUUGCAAAACGGAUGCGGCCACCCAGGCUUUCGUGAUUUACUCUUCUGCAUAAACAAUGUUCUCAUGUUCCAUAUAACCUCGGGUUCCUACAGAGUCCUACAAAUCGAUUACGCGUAUCAAGCUCUCACACUUCACGAGCCACAUAUGUCAACAUGCGAAACAAUCUUCCUAGGAACCAAAGGUAACGGUUUCUCAGUCGAACCAUGGCGGGCGCCAUACAUGAACCCGACAUCCGACAACGUAUUCAUGCUCAUUUCAUGUUCUCCUAGCUCACCAUUGUUUCAAGGCUUCCCUGGUAAACACUUGCCUUGUAGAAAUGUUUCUGGUAUGGGCUGUGAAGAGUAUUAUGGUUGUCCUGCUUGGGAUAUAAUGGGCCAUAAAAAGAUAGGCUCGUCGUCGUUUUUCGGGUCUGGUCCCCCAGAGUGCUGCGCGGUUCCGUAUGAGUCUAUUAAGGGGAUUAAUCUAAGUAAGCUGGAGUGUGAGGGUUAUAGUAGUGCUUAUAGUGUUGCGCCGUUGAAGGUUGAUGGGCCUGGUGAUUGGGCGUAUGGGAUUCGUGUGAGGUAUUCUGUUCAAGGGAGUGGUGAGUUUUGUGGGGCAUGUCAGGCUACUGGUGGAAGUUGUGGGUAUGGUUCUGAUGGGAUUAGACAAGUUUGUAUGUGUGGGAGCUUCAAUUCAACUUCAAAUUGUGAUUCAGUGGGCUUAGUAUCGUCGGGAGCGAGGUCUAUGAAGCUGAAAAUGUUUGCAGGAUUUUUGACCUAUUUGCUAGCAUGGAUGACAGCCAGCUGGAUUUGAAAAGUAUGAAGAACAUGCACAUAUAUACUAAUAUAAUGAGUGUGAAGAGAGUUUUGAUUUGUAUUUCCUAUUUCCCUAUGAAAGACUGGCUUAGUUUUUAUUCAAAAGCUCAUGUAUAUGACAAUUAUUAGUUUAGUUGAACUUUAACCAUAUUCCUUGAUUUACAUGCAAAUGAUAACGGAGUUGAGAACAUAGUGUCCAACCAUUAAAAUGUCAUUAUAAUUUUAAUAUGUUAAUUGAAUUUUAAAU
This is a messenger RNA of Vicia villosa (hairy vetch), 1254 nucleotides long. RefSeq lists its product as uncharacterized. The record is from RefSeq and is a predicted model, not a curated record. The coding region runs from base 70 to 1005 and encodes 311 amino acids. The transcript is spliced from 3 exons. Gene Ontology annotation, molecular function: polysaccharide binding. NCBI's taxonomy places the organism in Eukaryota, Viridiplantae, Streptophyta, Magnoliopsida, Fabales, Fabaceae.